Molecule: messenger RNA, 5056 nt
Organism: Closterium sp. NIES-67
Lineage: Eukaryota; Viridiplantae; Streptophyta; Zygnematophyceae; Desmidiales; Closteriaceae
Source: the annotation of a GenBank genome assembly
CACUCACUCCAUGCCUGUCUCCUAGACUAGCACGCUCCACUCCACACACCUGUCGCUCCGCGUACCUUGACUAUUUGUUCAAGCCUAGUCGUAGAUUGGCAUUCGAUAGCUUAUGACCGUUAAGGCCAGAAUAGUUGAGGUCAAUUCAGCGUCUCAUCUGUAGCGGAAGAUUCAACAAUUUUCAGAUCCUUCCGGUUCCGCGUCGCCAUAAGACCCAGCGCUGCUGCUUGCAUUACUGUAGAUCCGGCCGGGCUAGCGCACCGCACGUCAUGGAUCCUCUAAAGAAGCUCGAGUACCUCUCACUCGUCUCCAAAGUCUGCUCGGAAUUGGAGACGCAUGUGGGAAUUGCCGACAAAACGCUUGCAGAAUUCAUCAUCGAGCUCGGGCAGCAGAAUUUCACGGUCGCCGCUUUCGACGCUGCCUUAAAAGAAAACGGAGCCGAGCUGCCCGAAUAUUUCGUCGGCACGCUCCUCACCAUCAUCCACGCCGUCCUUCCCCCCAAAUCCAAAUCCAAGGGCUCAGGGAAGAAAGCCGGCGACAGUUCGGGCAGCCAGAAAUUUCCCGGUCUGGCGGUUCCGGAUGACAGGGAGAGAGCCAAAGCUCUGGAGCGGGAAAUGCUUGGCGAAGCGUCGCGAGACGCGCGAAGAGAUGGGGACAGUUACCACGAUGACAGGGAUCGCGACCGGGACCGAGGCCGAGACAGCGACAGAGACAGGGAUAGGGAUAGGGAUGACGGGAGGGAGCGGCGGCGACGGUGGGAUGACGAUGGGAGCGAUAGGCACAGGGACAGGGACAGAGACAGAGACAGAGACAGAGGCAGGGACAGGGAUAGUGACAGGGACAGGGAGCGGGACAGAGAUAGAGGUAGGGACGAGAGGCGAAGGGGCGAAGACGAGAGGGACCGCUUGCCUCCUAGACCGGCCGUACCGCCGCCGCCGCCGCCUAGGAGCUCGGAGCUGGAGGUGUACGGCAUUUACAAGGGGAAGGUGUCCCGCAUCAUGGAGUUCGGGUGUUUUGUGCAAAUAGACCUUCCGGGCAGCCACGAAAAAAAGGAGGGGCUGGUGCACGUGUCGCAGAUCGCGUCGCGGCGAAUCAACAGCGCGAAGGAUGCGGUGGAGAGGGAUCAGGAGGUGUGGGUGAAGGUGAUCAGCAUGUCCGGGCAGAAAUUAUCUCUCAGCAUCCGUGACGUGGACCAGAAAACGGGCAAGGAUCUCCUGCCCAUGCGAAAAAAACCUUCAACCGGCGAGGACGGGGAGGGCGACGACCGAAGCAACCCGUCCGGCCCGGGCACGCGCGGAUUAUCCGGGAUCCGCAUCGUGGAGGAGGAUAACGCCACGGGGCGGCGUCCUGGCCGUCGGAUGUCGUCCCCCGAGCGAUGGGAGGCUCAGCAGUUAGUCGCGUCAGGCGUCCUGGACGUUACAGAUUACCCACAGUAUGACGAUGAGGGGGGGGGUUUACUGUACCAGGACGAGGGCGAGGAGCAGGAGGUGGAGAUCGAGCUUAACGAGGACGAGCCCGCGUUCCUGCGAGGCCAGACGCGCGCCAGCAUCGACGUGUCCCCCGUGAAGAUCGUCAAGAACCCGGAUGGGUCCCUGCAGAGAGCCGCCAUGACGCAGUCGGCGCUGGCGAAGGAGCGGCGGGAGCUGAGGGAGCAGCAGCAGCGCAGCAUGCUGGACAGCAUCCCCAAGGACCUCAACAGGCCGUGGGAAGACCCCAUGCCCGAGUCUGGCGAGCGGCACCUGGCGCAGGAGCUGCGGGGCGUGGGGCUGGCGGCGUACGACAUGCCUGAGUGGAAGAAGGACGCGUUUGGCAAGGCGCCGACGUUCGGACAGCGGUCGAAGCUGUCGAUGCAGGAGCAGCGGCAGAGCCUGCCCAUCUACAAGCUGAAGAACGAGCUCAUUCAGGCCGUGAAUGGGAACCAGGUGCUCGUCGUCAUUGGCGAGACGGGGUCCGGGAAGACGACGCAGAUGACGCAGUAUUUGGCCGAGGCGGGGUACACGAGUAAGGGGAAGAUCGGGUGCACGCAGCCGCGGCGCGUGGCGGCCAUGUCGGUGGCGAAGCGCGUGGCUGAGGAGUUUGGGUGCAGGUUGGGGGAGGAGGUGGGGUAUGCGAUCCGGUUUGAGGAUUGCACGAGUCCCGAGACGGUGAUCAAGUACAUGACGGACGGUAUGCUUCUGAGAGAGAUUCUGGUGGACGAGGAUCUCUCGUCGUACUCGGUGAUUAUGCUCGAUGAGGCGCACGAGAGGACGAUUCAUACCGAUGUGCUGUUCGGGCUGCUGAAGGAUUUGUUGGGCAGGAGGAAAGAUAUGCGGCUGAUCGUGACGUCGGCCACGCUGGACGCUGAAAAGUUUUCGAAUUAUUUCUUCCAGUGCCCGAUUUUUACCAUUCCGGGCAGGACGUUCCCGGUGGAGGUUUUGUAUACCAAGGCGCCUGAGACGGAUUAUUUGGACGCUGCCCUGAUCACGGUGAUGCAGAUUCACCUGACCGAACCUGAGGGUGACAUUCUUUUGUUUCUGACCGGGCAGGAGGAAAUUGACACGUCGUGCCAGAUCCUUUACGAGCGAAUCAAAGGGCUCGGGCCGUCCGUCCCAGAACUUAUCAUCCUGCCCGUGUACAGCUCCCUGCCCAGCGAGAUGCAGACAAGAAUUUUUGACCCUGCCCCGCCGGGCACCCGGAAAGUCGUCGUGGCCACUAACAUCGCAGAAGCCUCCCUGACCAUUGACGGAAUCUACUACGUGGUAGACCCGGGCUUCGCAAAACAAAAGGUCUACAACCCGAAGCUGGGCCUCGACUCCCUCGUCAUCACCCCCAUCUCCCAAGCCUCGGCUCGGCAGAGGGCCGGCCGAGCCGGACGCACAGGUCCGGGGAAGUGCUACCGGCUGUACACUGAGAGCGCGUACCGCAACGAGAUGCUACCCACCACCGUGCCUGAGAUCCAGCGCACGAACCUUGGCAUGACGACACUGACACUUAAAGCCAUGGGCAUCAACGACCUCCUGGCGUUCGACUUCAUGGACCCGCCGCCGCCCCAGGCUUUAAUCUCCGCUAUGGAGCAGCUCUACAACCUCGGCGCCCUAGACGAAGAAGGGCUGCUGACGAAACUCGGGCGGAAAAUGGCUGAAUUUCCUCUGGAGCCGCCGCUGUCGAAGACGCUGAUUGCGAGCGUGGACCUGGGGUGCUCGGAGGAGAUUUUGACCAUUAUUGCUAUGCUGCAGGCGCAGAACAUCUUCUACCGCCCGCGCGAGAAGCAGGCGCAGGCGGACCAGAAGAAGGCCAAGUUCUUCCAGCCGGAAGGGGACCAUCUCACGCUGCUGGCGGUUUAUGAGGCGUGGAAGGCCAAGAGCUUCUCGGGGCCGUGGUGCUAUGAGAACUUUGUGCAGAGCCGGUCGCUGAGGCGGGCGCAGGACGUGCGGAAACAGCUGCUGACGAUCAUGGACAGGUACAAGCUGGAUGUUGUAUCCGCUGGCCGCAACUUCAUCAAAAUCCGCAAGGCGCUGUGCUCCGGGUUCUUCUUCCACGCCGCCAGAAAAGACCCUCAAGAAGGCUACCGCUCUAUCGUCGAAAACCAACCAGUCUACAUCCACCCAUCCUCCGCGCUCUUCCAGCGCCAGCCCGACUGGGUGCUGUACCACGAGCUGGUGAUGACGACCAAGGAGUACAUGCGCGAGUGCACCUUGAUCGACCCCAAGUGGCUCGUGGAGUUGGCCCCGCGGUUCUUCCGGCAGGCGGAUCCCUCGAAGCUCAGCAAGAGGAAGCGCCAGGAGCGCAUCGAGCCGCUUUAUGACCGAUACCAUGAGCCGAACGCGUGGAGGUUGAGUAAGAGGAGGGCGUAAGAAGGGGAGGAGGAUGGGAGGAGGGGAGGAGGAGGGGAGGAGUAGAGGAGGAGGAGGGAAGGAGGGGAGGGGGGUAGGGGGGAGGAGGGAGAGAUUGGUGGGCUGCUCUUUGGUGUUGGGCUGGUUAUAUUUCUUCCCCUUGGUGAUGACCACCAAGGAGCACACGAGCGAGUGCACGCUCAUUGAUCCUAGGUGGAUCGUGGAGCUUGCCCGGUGGUUCUUCACAUAGGCGGAUCCCUCGAAGCUGAGCAUCGAGUCGCUGUACUACCGGUACCACGAGCCGAGCGCGUGGCGGCUCAGCAACAGACGGGCGCAAACAUGGGAGAGGGGGGUGGGGGGGGUUGGGGCGGUGGGGUGUUGAGGUGCCUUUUGAGUCGAAUGAGGACCGGAUUGAGUUGCUGUGUGACUGGUACCACGAGCCCAACCCAUGGCAGCUGAGCAGGAGCAGAGCGUAAACAUGAGUGGCCGGGGGAAGGGGGGGAGUUGAGGGUGGCUUCAGGGCAGGAAGCCGUUUGAAUUCGUCUCAGGAGCCAGUGAGUUGCUGUAUGGAUGGGUACCACGAGCCGAGCGCAUAGCGGCUGAGCAAGAGGCGACCUUAUGAAGGAUGCUUCAGGGUUGAGGAGGGAAGUGGAGCGGAGGGGAGGUGUUGAGUGCACUGUGAACAGCGGCUCGGUCCGAACGGAUCCAUGGAGGCUGAGUAGUGAGCAGGAGGAGAGCUUGAGAAGAAAGGAGGAUACUUGAGACUAGUUGGCUGGUCAAAGGGGGUGAUUGUAUGUGGAAACCUCAAUGGUGGGGGAAGAAGGCAUGGAGGGGCAUGGAGGGAAGGAGGCAUGGAGGGAUGGAGGCAUGGAGGGAUGAAGGCAUGGAGGGACGAAGCUGUGCAGAUUCCUUGUGUUUAGUGAAUCAAGAGGUGGAGUGGAGCGAGCAUGGGUGGGGCUUGGUUCCUGUGGUAUACCAGCAAAGUCAGCAGGAUUCCUGUGGUACCUACCGUAGUCCUGUAACAUGUGCCUCCACUCUGUAGUAUUGACGACUGACUGAUGGGAGGUGCGAAAGGAGCGAUGGACUGGUGCUGCUUCUGGUCUGCUUCUCCCAGGGCACGCAUUCACUGGUGACUCAGGCUAUGGCUUUUUGGAGUGCAUGCACUUGGUAUCCUUGGAAGAUCUCUCUGAUUUCAAUCAUGCCGUGUCACUCACCACCAUGUCACCUGACAGGCCACUCCCAUU